Molecule: messenger RNA, 729 nt
Organism: Alternaria infectoria
Lineage: Eukaryota; Fungi; Ascomycota; Dothideomycetes; Pleosporales; Pleosporaceae
Exons: 2
Coding region: 1-729 (242 amino acids)
Source: RefSeq, a predicted model, not a curated record
AUGUCGGCCGCUCAAACUACUCCUCAGAUCGACACACCUAACGACAAGCCUCGCCGAGGAAAGCGCGGCUACAGAAAAUCCAGAGACGGCCUACUCAAUGUCAAACCCACCGGUAGCGAGAUUGCUAUCGUACAGCGCAACGCCAAAGAAUCGCCCCUCUUACGACUUCCUGCCGAAAUCCGCGCCAUGAUCUGGAAGCUCGCUAUCGGAAACCCUAUCAUCCGCCCAGCAUGGGGUGGACCUCUCAAACCGCUCAGAUAUAGAUCCGUGUUUGAAGAGCGUGCGUCUGAAUUCCCCGCACCAAGGCACCGCUUCGCCAUCCUUCGUGUCAGCCGCCAGAUCUGCUCGGAAGCUGCUGCGUACUCCCGCCAUAUCAGCGUCUUUCGCUUUUACCACUUUGGCAGUUUAAUGUAUUGGCUCAACCAUGCGACAAGUUCUCAGCGAAAGGCUGUUCAUGUGGUACAAUUUGGCCGCUAUGAGUACAUACUCCGAAAGUGGAUGUCGAGACACUUUGCCAAGGAAUUGAAGAAGCUGCCGGCGUUGACCCAAGUUCAGAUAUCGUACUAUGGGUACAAUGCUGAAGCAACUAAGGAAUUACUAGAUGGGUUGGACAAGAUGAAGGGGAGACUCGGUAAGACCAUGAACGUGAAGCUGGAAUACCAAGCUCGGCAAGGUAGUCAUGAUUGGAUUUGGACUUUCUUGCAUGGAGAUGACUUCAACGUGCAAUGA